CUUUUCCAGGUUGCUGAUGCACAUGCAGUGGUUAAUAAACAGCUGCAAUGCUGCUGCUGCUGUUGACACCACAUUGCUGUGUGGUCUUCAGAUUCCUGAGCCUUGACCUGGCAUCUGCCACCUCCUCUGCUGGCUGCAUGAUGUCCCUGGAGCCACUCAUCACAAGCCCUUGCCAGGACUGCACUGUGACCUUUGACAUGAGUGGCUCUGCCUUUGAAAACUUCCCGGGACAAGUGUGCGCAUGCGUGUCUGUGCACUUGUGCAGUUCUUCACUGUUACUACUGGCUUCUCCUUCUCUGGGCUAAGCUCGCUGUUAUGCCCACAGCGGCCGGGGCGCUUUGUUACCUACUGCCAGGGGAUGGCAAGUUUCUGUUGGGGAGCCCCUGAGGGGUUUCCUGGGUACUGAGAGGUGUUCUGGCUGAUCUGUGGCUUAGCGAGAUCUUGUUGGCGAGUAGGUCAGGUUCUGUGUGGAGCCGGCAGCAGGAGGCAGAAGCAGGUCACCGGGGAAAAUGCCAACAGCAGUGGCGGUGGCAGUGGCAGCCAUCCCGAGGCUUGGAGGGGCCUCUAUCGCGACACCCACCCUCAUGUGGCUGUCUCGUGCUGGCUUCAGAGCGGGAACACACGGAGCCCAGACCGGAGGUGGGGUCGGCUGCAGACUGGCCCUGGGUUGUGUUUUUCCAGAGGGAAGGGAAUGGGCUAUCAUGUCCUUGCUCCCCAGGAGUUUCUGGCCAGUGGCCUGAAAUCACAGGACUUUGUUCAGGACACAUAUCGUGAGGGAAGGAGGGAGGCCUUCCCACUUCUUCCCUAGCCCUGGACCCACCGCAUGCUUGUUCAGGAAUUCAGGCCUGAUCGGCCCUGCGUUAGAGAAGUAGGUGAGGGGUGGGGCUGGCCAGGGCACAGACAGGAGGCCGGGGAUGUAAGCGGGCAUCUGGGACUCGGUAUCUGGAACCCAGUAACCGGCUUAGCGCCUCACGUGGCAGGAGGAUUAGGAGGUGCCUUCUUCAUCCCCUACCUCAUUUUCCUCUUUACCUGCGGCAUUCCUGUCUUCCUCUUGGAGACAGCACUGGGCCAGUACACUAGCCAGGGUGGCGUCACAGCCUGGAGGAAGAUCUGUCCCAUCUUUGAGGGCAUCGGCUAUGCCUCCCAGAUGAUCGUUGUCCUUCUCAACGUCUACUACAUCAUUGUGCUGGCCUGGGCCCUCUUCUACCUCUUCAGCAGCUUCACUCUCGACCUGCCCUGGGGAAGCUGCCACCACGAGUGGAAUACAGAGCACUGCGUGGAGUUCCAGAAGACAAAUGGCUCCCUGAACGUCACGUCUGAGAACGCCACCUCCCCCGUCAUCGAGUUCUGGGAGAGGAGGGUCCUGAAGAUCUCAGAUGGCAUCCAGCACCUGGGCGCCCUGCGCUGGGAGCUGGUCCUGUGCCUCCUGCUCGCCUGGGUCAUCUGUUACUUCUGCAUCUGGAAGGGCGUCAAGUCCACGGGCAAGGUGGUGUACUUCACAGCCACGUUCCCAUACCUCAUGCUGGUGGUCCUGCUAAUUCGCGGGGUGACGCUGCCUGGAGCGGCCCAAGGAAUUCAGUUUUACCUGUACCCAAACCUCACUCGCCUGUGGGAUCCCCAGGUGUGGAUGGACGCGGGCACCCAGAUCUUCUUCUCCUUCGCCAUCUGUCUGGGCUGCCUGACGGCCCUGGGCAGCUACAACAAGUACCACAACAACUGCUACCGAGACUGCCUGGCCCUCUGCCUCCUCAACAGCGGCACCAGCUUCGUGGCCGGCUUUGCCAUCUUCUCCAUCCUGGGCUUCAUGUCCCAGGAACAGGGGGUGCCCAUUUCCGAGGUGGCCGAGUCAGGGCCUGGCCUGGCUUUCAUCGCCUACCCGCGGGCGGUGGUGAUGCUGCCCUUCUCCCCUCUCUGGGCCUGCUGCUUCUUCUUCAUGGUCGUUCUCCUGGGACUGGAUAGCCAGUUUGUGUGUGUAGAAAGCCUGGUGACGGCGCUGGUGGACAUGUACCCCGGCCUGUUCCGCAAGAAAAACCGCAGGGAGUUCCUCAUCCUGGCCGUGUCUGUUGCCUCCUUCCUGGUGGGCCUGGUGAUGCUCACAGAGGGCGGCAUGUACGUCUUCCAGCUGUUUGACUACUACGCAGCCAGCGGCAUGUGCCUGCUCUUUGUGGCGAUCUUUGAGUCCUUCUGUGUGGCUUGGGUUUACGGAGCCAGGCGCUUCUACGACAACAUCGAGGACAUGAUUGGAUACCGGCCGUGGCCCCUCAUCAAGUACUGCUGGCUCUUCUUCACCCCGGCUGUGUGCACGGGCACCUUCCUCUUCUCCUUGGUCAAGUACACGCCCCUGACCUACAACAAGAAGUACACGUACCCCUGGUGGGGCGACGCCCUGGGCUGGCUCCUGGCUCUGUCCUCCAUGGUCUGCAUCCCCGCCUGGGGCCUCUACAAACUCAGCACCCUCAAGGGCCCCCUCCGAGAGAGACUCCGCCAGCUUGUGUGCCCAGCUGAGGACCUGCCCCAGAGGAGCCCAGCGGGACCCCCUGCUCCUGCCACACCCAGGACAUCCCUUCUCAGAGUCACAGAGCUGGAGUCUCACUGCUAGGGCCAGGCCCUCGGAGGGUGCCUGCCGGCCUGGCUGCGGGAACAGCUGAGGGGGUGUGCUUGCGUGAGCAGAAGCAGCCCCCCCCUCCCCCACAUGGGGUGGAUAAGACACAAGGGGCUGUUCUGGAGCUGGCCCUGUCGGCUGGAAGCUCCCUGGCCUGGGAGUGGCAGGGACAGACAAGGAAAUGCUAGUGUCAGGAGCAUCCCUUUGGCGGGGCCAGGAGGCUGGGCGAGGGCUGCAGGGGAGGCAGUGUGUGUGUGUGUGGCUGGCCUCUGGGCCCUUCUGCCUGUCGUUCCAUUAAAUCCAAGUCCUUCCUGCG
Molecule: messenger RNA, 2918 nt
Organism: Oryctolagus cuniculus (rabbit)
Lineage: Eukaryota; Metazoa; Chordata; Mammalia; Lagomorpha; Leporidae
Gene: SLC6A13
Product: solute carrier family 6 member 13
Biological process (GO): amino acid transport; neurotransmitter transport; nitrogen compound transport
Cellular component (GO): cell projection; plasma membrane
Molecular function (GO): gamma-aminobutyric acid:sodium:chloride symporter activity
Source: RefSeq, a predicted model, not a curated record